Scophthalmus maximus (turbot) is the source of this 2125-nucleotide messenger RNA. Its product is annotated as hyaluronan and proteoglycan link protein 1-like. Gene Ontology annotation, biological process: cell adhesion. Gene Ontology annotation, molecular function: hyaluronic acid binding. The coding region runs from base 222 to 1250 and encodes 342 amino acids. Lineage: Eukaryota; Metazoa; Chordata; Actinopteri; Pleuronectiformes; Scophthalmidae. The record is from RefSeq and is a predicted model, not a curated record. The transcript is spliced from 4 exons.
UCUGAGGAGCCCAAAUUUUCCAGUAGCACCACAGGCGGCUGCUGCACAAAGACAGACAGAAAAAGGGACAGCUAGAUGACUAAAAACUAGGAGACAAGAAUUAUCAUUUGGGCUCUCUUAAAAUAUUCACACUAUAGAUACCUAAGAGAAAUUUUGUUUCUUUUUGAAGUUUUAUAUUUACAUUUUCAUUGAAGAGGGUAAAGAGAGAAAAAAAAGGGAAAAUGACAAGUCUGCUGUGCAUCACAAUAAUCUGCUUGACCCUGGCUGGCAGUGCGUACAGUCAGGGGACAAACCCUCCAUCCCAUCUGACAGUCAAGGUUAUUGCUGACCUAGGAGCCAACGUCACCCUGCCCUGCAGGCUUAUGAACAAAGGCACCCCGUCCUUUGGCCACAUUGGUAUUCGAGUCAAAUGGUCCAAGGUGGAAGAUGAUGAGGCGCUGAAUGAGGAUGUGCUCCUUUCAAUGGGUUUCCACAAGAACAGCUAUGGAAGCUUUGAGGGUCGUGUCUUUUUGGAGGAGCAGGACAGCGAAGAUGCCUCCAUAACAAUAACUGAUGUCUCCAUGGACGACAUGGGAACGUACCGCUGUGAGAUCAUCAACGGGAUGGUAGACAAUGUGCAAGAAGUUGUCUUGGAGGUCCUAGGUGAUCUCACUGAUGGUGUUGUGUUCCCAUACCACCCACCUAUGGGCCGCUACAAAAUGACGUUCGACAAAGCCGUGCAGAUCUGUCUGGACCAGGAUGCUGUGAUCGCCUCCCCUGAGCAGCUGUUUCACGCCUUGAAGGGAGGCCUGGACUGGUGCAAUGCUGGUUGGCUGAGUGACGCCACAGUGCAGUAUCCAAUCAACAUACCCAGGGAACCUUGCGGUGGCUCCAACAAUGGGCCUGGUCUCAGAACCUAUGGCCAUCAAGACAGAAAGAUUAAAAAUUAUGAUGUGUUCUGCCACUCUUCCGCACUCAAGGGACGAUUCUAUUGGCUGGUCCAGCCCGACAGGCUGACCUUUGAUGAGGCCAUGCAGGCAUGCUUGAAUGACGGUGCAGAGAUCGCCAAGGUGGGCCACAUGUAUGCCGCCUGGAAGCUCGAGGCCUACGAUCGAUGUGAUGCUGGCUGGUUAGCUGACGGAAGUGUCCGCUAUCCCAUCUCCAGGCCCCGCAAGAACUGCAGCCCCACAGAGGCUGCGGUGCGGCUGAUUGGAUUCCCAGACAAGAUGCAGAAGUCUUACGGGGUCUAUUGCUACAAGGCUGAGCAGUGAGAUGGUAGUUAGGGGUAGGGAAGCCAUAACCACCAAAGAGCAGCAACAACCACAACAAAUAAAAUCAACAACAAAGCAGAUGAGCUUUGGAUUUUAAUUAGCAUGAACUCAAUACAUUUCUGACGCUGUGAUAACCUGUUUUAAUCUCUAUAGAAAAACAACACUGUAGAUCUGAAAUCUACAUGCAAUGAAUGACAAAAAUAUCUUAAAGCCAUUCAGUUUUGUCUUUUUAUACAGAAACUCGGGAUUCAUUGAUUCUACACAUGAUUUUAGGUAAAGGGCAACAGUGCUAAUAAAUGAGUGGCGUUACAGAGACAAGAACUUAAUGGUCGUGAAACAACAUCUACGUUUGGUUUGUCCUCCACAGAAUAAUUAGAUGUGUGAAGUUCAAGAUUUAGAGCAUUUGGUACUCACGUGCCGACGGGAUUUUUGGCUUUAAAAAUGUGUCUAAAGAACAAAACCAUGUGCUCUUUUAUUUUAUCAAGCAUCACAUCAGUGACAGAUCUUACGGCCAUGAACAUAUUUAGCUACCACUGUUGAGCGAUGGAUGGUCAGUAAUCAACUGAAUCCCUCUGUUUCAUCAGAUUUGCAGAUUCGCUCUUUUUCACCUGUUAAACUGCAGAAGGGUUUUUCAGUGUGAUGAUCAAAAUUGACUGUUUAUCAACAGAAUGAAUGUAAAUGUAUUGGACUGUGACCUAUUCUGCUUUGAUUAAUGGCUCCCAUUUGAUCAAAACACAAUUACAAUUUGAAAGACAUUUUUACUAUUGUAACCUUAUAGAGUCUGUUUGUUCUAACAAAAUGUUUUUCGUCAUAACAUUUUUUUACACGUUUAUAAUGUUCCUUUUAAAGAAAAAUAAAGAUUCCGUCUCACACAA